UCAGUGAACACAUCAGGAAGGAAAUAGCAUCAAAUAAUGGAAUGAGAACCGCAGCCAUAGUUAUGUUCAUUGGCGCAAUGAUUUUCACCUGGAUAACUACUGAGACAAGGAAAGCAAAGAAGCCCUUCUGUAUUGUUUUUAUGGUUAUUUUUACAAUGAUUAUCGGCUACUGUAUUAUGAUGCUCUCUUGUGUUGUUGGGAGCCCUAUUCCAUUGAUUUGUGUUGGAAUUAUCGCAAUUGUGUGUAUUCUCACUAUAUUAUUUCUUCUCCAGAAAUGGAUUACAUUCACCUUGAUAUCUGGUAUGCUCUUCACAGUGGUGGUUGUGCCUUCCUUAAUGGGAAUUUCGACUGCUAUAUUUAAUCCAGUCAUGGAUUGUGUGAAUGGUGGAAUUGCAGCCUUGAUCUUUAGUUGGUGGGUGAUGCUGAUCACUUGGUGCAUGGUAGAGGACCGUAAGAAAAAUGGAUUACAACCAGACCAAUAUCUCGCUAUACAGCCUUUCGUUUUUGCUGGGGUACUUUUUCUUCCCUGGAUUCUCCUAGGAAUUAUCUUCUGCAAGUUUGAGUGGAAGAAGUAUAAAUAAACAUGUUAGAGGUCUUAACGUGUUUAGUGGAACCAGUAUAAUAAAACAGGUCUGAGGUCCUGUGUUUAGUGGAACCAGUAUAAUAAAACAGGUCUGAGGUCCUGUGUUACUUGGGACCAGUAUAAUAUAGCAGGUCUGAGGUCCUGUGUUACUUGGGACCAGUAUAAUAUAACAGGUCUGAGGUCCUGUGUUACUUGGGACCAGUAUAAUAUAACAGGUCUGAUGUCCUGUGUUACUUGGAACCAGUAUAAUAUAACAGGUCUGAGGUCCUGUGUUACUUGGGACCAGUAUAAUAUAACAGGUCUGAGGUCUUGUGUUACAUCACCCAUCAUAACCAGAACUUCAUAUAACUCUGAUGAUUUAUACAUUACACUCUUACCUUGUUCAUAUGCACUCAUUUUUUUCUUUAACUACGUAUUUUCAUUGGAAUCAUGCUCUUUUUUACCGAAAAAUUAGCCAAAUUUUGUCAACUCUUCUUACAGUUUUUAUGUGAGUUAUGCCCUUUCUGUUAAACCAAAUCUUGCUGAUUCUGACUUUCACACAUUCAGAUUGUAAUGUUCAGAAUAAUGCUUAUAAAAUAUGUUAAUAAACUUUUAUGAAAUUUCCUUUAAAAUGUCAUCAAUUCAUGUACACGUACAACUGUACAUUGCAGUUUACAUUAUUGUUGGAAUAUGUAUGACUGAAGGGUAUAAACUAGACUGGCACUACCACUUCUAGUGUUAUCAGGUACAAACAAUAUAUAUUAUACUCAGUCCAAUCAGGAUUUUUGUCUUAUUCAUCCAAAGAAUUCAGACAAUGAUAAUGUAUAACAAAUAGACUCUCUAAAUCCAGUCAAACAAUUGUCAAAACUCUGUACUCAGUAAUCCUUUCCACAUCACAUAUAUUCUAGAGCAGUGAAAUGAACAAUUAAAUGUUUGUCAUGUAUUUCAUGUUUAAAUAUGUUUGGAUAGAUCAUACUUUAAAACAUGUAAUCAACUCUAAGUAUUCAUUAAUGUGAAAAAGAACGUAACCUCAUGAAAUCAGAAUGUGUUUACUGUUAUAAAGUGGAAAUUGGUUGUCAUAUUUCUGGCAAAAAAUCUCAAUUAUGCAAAUUGUAAGGUGUCACUAGUACAAGUAUAAGGUGUAACAUGUACAAGUGUAAGGUGUCACAUGUACAAGUGUAAGGUGUCACAUGAACAAGUGUAAGGUGUCACUUGUACAAGUGUAAGGUGUUACAUGUACAAGUGUAAGGUGUCACAUGAACAAGUGUAAGGUAUCACUUGUACAAGUGUAAGGUGUCAUAUGUACAAGUGUAAGGUGUCACAUGUACAAGUGUAAGGUGUCAUAUGUACAAGUGUAAGGUGUCACAUGUACACGUGUAAAGUAUCACAUGUACAAGUAUAAGGUGUCAUAUGUACAAGUGUAAAGUAUCACAUGUACAUUUAUAAGGUGUCACAUGUACAAGUGUAAGGUGUCACAUGAACAAGUGUAAGGUAUCACAUGUACAAGUAUAAGGUCUCACAUGUACAAGUGUAAGGUGUCAUCUGUACAAGUGUAAGGUGUCACAUGUACACGUGUAAAGUAUCACAUGUUCACGUAUAAGGUGUCACAUGUACAAGUGUAGGGUAUCACAUGUACAAGUAUAAGGUCUCACAUGUACAAGUGUAAGGUAUCACAUGUACAAGUAUAAGGUAUCACAUGUACAAGUAUAAGGUGUCAUAUGUGCAAGUGUAAAGUAUCACAUGUACAUUUAUAAGGUGUCACAUGUACAAGUGUAAGAUGUCACAUGUACACGUGUAAAGUAUCACAUGUGCAAGUAUAAGGUGUCACAUGUACAAGUGUAGGGUAUCACAUGUACAAGUAUAAGGUCUCACAUGUACAAGUGUAAGGUAUCACAUGUACAAGUAUAAGGUGUAACAUGU
Messenger RNA from Mizuhopecten yessoensis (Yesso scallop), 2482 nucleotides. RefSeq lists its product as uncharacterized. Lineage: Eukaryota; Metazoa; Mollusca; Bivalvia; Pectinida; Pectinidae. Bases 42 to 581 code for a protein of 179 amino acids. The transcript is spliced from 7 exons. The record is from RefSeq and is a predicted model, not a curated record.